AAUAAUCUACCCUCCAGCUCCAACGGACACAUUUUGUAACACUGGCGCACGCCGCAAAGGCGCGUGGAUACCGUUACGCGCGCAUUGGUGUUAAUGGCUCCAGAUGCGAGAGGAAAGAGGGCGGUCAAAGUGUGACGGUAAAGCAGCUCACUCAGCCAGCGACUAUUAGACCGCGUCUCACGCGUUUAAGGCACUGUUCAGUCCGGAGCGCCGCUCCCACCACGCGCAUGCUGGUGAAGACCUCCGCGCACUUGAUGCCCACUCCGGCGAUGCCAUGCCCCGCAACCACAGCGGAGACGAAGGCGCCACCGGGCUCUGGAUGAGGACGUCGCCGGGGCACCGAACCGAAGGCUGCGGCAUGAGAGAUGUCGAGUACGGAAGGAAGAUGAUGAACAACGCGGGAGACGGUUUGCUGUCAGCAGGUGGUGCCGGGUCGGAGAGCCUGAGGGGGAAGCAGGGGGCCCGGCUGAGCCUCCUGGGGAAGCCGCUCAUAUACAGCGCGCAGAGCGGCCGGAGAAACGUGCACUACCGGCGGCUCCAGAACUGCCUGUACAACGUGCUGGAGAGACCGAGAGCCUGGGCGUUCAUCUACCAUGCCUUUGUGUUCGUCUUGGUCUUCAGCUGCCUGGUCCUCUCUGUGUUCUCAACCAUCCCAGCUCAUCAGGACUUCUCGUCCUAUUGUCUCCUUAUUCUGGAGUUUGUGAUGAUCGUCGUGUUUGGGUUGGAAUACAUCAUCCGUAUCUGGUCGGCGGGAUGCUGCUGUCGCUACAGAGGAUGGCAGGGACGACUCCGCUUUGCCAGGAAGCCUUUCUGCGUCAUAGACAUCAUAGUACUGAUUGCGUCGGUGGCGGUGGUCUCGGCGGGUAGUCAGGGCAACAUCUUUGCCACCUCGGUGCUGCGGAGCCUCCGUUUCCUGCAGAUCCUGCGCAUGGUGCGGAUGGACAGAAGAGGAGGCACCUGGAAGCUGCUGGGCUCUGUGGUUUACGCACACAGCAAGGAACUGGUAACCGCCUGGUACAUCGGCUUCUUGGUUCUCAUCUUCUCUUCAUUCCUCGUCUACCUUGUUGAGAACAAGUUCAACAAGGACUUUGCUACCUACGCUGAUGCUUUGUGGUGGGGCACGAUCACAUUGACAACCAUUGGUUAUGGAGACAAGACCCCAAAGACGUGGACGGGACGGAUGUUGUCCGCUGGGUUUGCCCUCCUGGGAAUCUCCUUCUUUGCCUUGCCCGCUGGUAUUUUGGGCUCAGGCUUUGCCCUGAAGGUUCAGGAACAGCACAGACAGAAGCACUUUGAGAAAAGGAGAAACCCAGCCGCCUACCUCAUCCAGUGUGUUUGGCGUAGUUACGCGGCUGAUGAGAACUCGGUUUCCAUUGCUACCUGGAAGCCUCACUUGAAGGCGUUGCAUACCUGCAGCCCUACAAAGAAGGAGGCGGGAGAGUCAACCACAAGUAAAAGUCAUAGUAAUAAACAGAAGCUGCUGAGGAGGCUUACCACAUGGAAACAUAGUCAGAAGUUGAGCUUCAAAGAGCGCGUGAGGAUGGCGAGCCCCCGAGGUCAGAGCAUCAAGAACAGGCAGACGUCUUCGGUGAACGACCGGCGGUCUCCGGUGGCCGAGGCGGGGACGGAUGGCACCAGCCCUGCCAAGGUACAGAAGAGCUGGAGCUUCAACGACCGCACGCGCUUCAGACCCUCCCUGCGCCUUAAGAGCCAGUCACGCUCGACCACCGACGCAGACUCCAACAUGGCAGGGGAGGAUAGCUACGAUGAGAGAGGCUGUCACUGCGAGAUGUCUGUGCAGGACCUGCUGCCCUCUGUGAAGUCUGUCAUUAGAGCACUCAGGAUAAUGAAGUUCCAUGUUGCCAAGAAGAAGUUUAAGGAGACCCUGCGUCCUUACGAUGUCAAGGAUGUGAUUGAACAAUAUUCUGCCGGUCACUUGGACAUGCUGUGUCGCAUCAAGAGCCUGCAGACCAGAGUGGACCAAAUCCUCGGAAGAGGUCAAAUACCUUUGGAUAAGAAGAUCCGAGAAAAGCUGCUGUCUGAUGGAGACAUUUUGGAGGACAUGAGCAUGUUUGGUCGAGUCUGUAAGGUGGAGCGGCAGGUCCAGUCCAUUGAGUCAAAGCUUGACUCCCUGCUCGACAUCUAUCGUCAGGUUUUGCGCAAAGGAGCUUCUUCAGCCCUCACACUCUCCUCUCUGCCCCUGUUCGAGUUGGAGCAAACCUCUGACUACCACUCCUCCGUCUUUGGAAAGGACCUGUCCAGCUCGACUCAGGCCAGCAGCAACGCAGCCCUUCCCCCUGGUAGCAACUCUCACCUCUCACAGGGAGGCCUCCAUCUCAUCCUCGCGCCUCCCAACGAGCUCAACCUCAAUCUCAAUACCUCCCCAUCCACGGGCCUCCCAUCUUCCCCUUUCAGCCCGUCGCCGCUGCCUCAACAUCAUCAUCACCAACAUCGUCAUGCUCAUCACCUCCACCAUCAUCAUAGCCAAGCUCAGGUCAUGACACCUGAAAGUGGCACCGAUGAGGCUGUGGGGAGAUCUCCACCCAUUCUCACCCCAAAUAGUAUUGGUAUUGGUGGAGGAGUUGGAGAUGGGGCGUUUCCUCUUCUGGCGAGGCUUCCACCACCACCCCCUCCCGGCCGGAGCCUGGGCCCAACCAACCUGCCGCACAAAACCUCCACAGGGGUGUCCCCUUACAUGGACGACUUUGGUGGAAGUUUAAGAAUGCAGAUGGAGGGUAGAAGUUUUGGGAAGGACCUUGAGUUUGGGCCUGGCAGAUCGGGCCAAAAGUCACAGAGCAGCACCAACAGCAACUGCAGGCCUUCGGCUAAGGAGGAAGGCUCCUGGAGGAGACAUAUGAGCCUGGAGCUGCACCCCCUGGUGGCGCCAGCCCUGGGAUGCUGCUCGGGUCCCAGCCAGACGAACUGCUUGGGCAAGUCCAUGUCAGUGCAGGACCUGAUGCAGGCAGCUCCAGGGAGUGUCCAGGAUGUCCUCCACACACACAGCAUCUCAUCUCCAAACCCCAGUACAAGCUGUGACUCCCCUAUUGACUUCCACAGCUGUAGCCAAGACCCCGGGGGAGGUGGUGGCAUUGGAAGGAGCGGUGGAGAGGGAUGGGGUGAGGAGGACCUCUUUAUCAGCGACAGGGACCUGGAGGCGCAGGGAUUUGACUUCUUGUCACUGGGGACCACUGAGGCCAGCACCUUCUCAUCAGAGCUCCUGAUGGCUGACAACAUGGAAGGGACAGGUUCUCAAGGCUCUAACCGUAGCCUGGCCAGCGGUCCCACGUCCUCGCCCUCUGCUGGCAGCGCCAAAUUGCUGAACUUGCCGCAUGUGCGGCUAAAAUAAAACUUGCCUUAAUGUCUGAAGGCACAUCUCACAGAGACCGUUUUUUUUGUAUUUUUGGGAGGAGAGUGGGAGCGUGGGAUUAUAACUUUUUUUUUUUGAUUUCAUGUCGAUCCAUUUGAUAGGAGUCACGGUAUUUUCAUACAGACUGAUCAUAUGGCAUGUGAUUGCUAUAUGGUUUGUUUUAAACUGUGAUUUGGAAAUUGGAGAUAAAAGAUGAGGCAUUGCAUGUUUGUAUUUAAAGAUACUGACGUCAGUAAGUAAGGUUUAUUUGUGUAGCACAUUUUAACAACAUGGCAAUUCAAAGUGCUGCACAUAAAACCAUUCAAACAUCAGGCAGAAAUGACAGAAAAUGACAUUUAAAAACAACGUAAAAAAGUAAAAAACAGACAUAAAACAAUAAACAAAAAGAAUAAAAAACAUUAAAAUUGCAGUGCAGUUUAUGACCCUAACAGUCAAAAACAUGCACUUCAUCCAUGAAUCUGGUUUAAUUAAAAGCAGCAGCAAACCGAAAUGUCUUUAGUUCUAAUUUGAAGCAGCUGAGCGUCUCAGCAGACCUCCAGCUUCCAAACAAAAGUGUGUUCCAGAUAUGUGGAGCAGAACGCUGCCUCUCCAUCUUUGGUUCUGACCCUGGGAACAGUAGUAAGAUACAUUUAAACUUAAAGCAGGAAGGCACGGACGUCAAACACUCCCUCCGAGAGCACAACUCACAUUUUUUGUAAGUAAUUGAAGAAAUGGGGCUUAAUUCUUAAAUCUGACCGAAGAACAUCCCCUUCCUGCCUCUUCAAUCACAUGACAGGCUUCAAUAUUGAAGGUGAAACGUCAACUUGUCGUUGCCAAACUGGCUUGUUUAACAACACCAUUUCUAUUUUAUUUCCAGAAUAUUUUAGAAAACCAAUGACUUUGGUUGUCCACAAUCUUUUCAAAAAUACCAAACACAAGGACCUGGUGUACAAGUUUAGGUUGUAUACGACAGCUCUUAUAUUUUUGCUGACCAUUUUUGAAUAUGGGCAAAACAGUUUUUUUGGGGGGGGGGGUACUUUCUACAGCUCCAGGUUGGCAAUUGCGUUUGUAAAAAGGAUCAGUUUGACUCCUGACAUUUGCUUGAGCUGUGUCAUUUUCAAGUAUAUUGUGUCUUUGUUGCAGUUUGCACGAAGAAUAGUUUACAUUCUACAACUAUUUUAUGCAUUCUGAUUUCCCCAUAUGUUCUGUAAUUUCCUGGGGCCGAGCACAUUUUAUGUUAACUAGAGCCUUCAGUAUAUGACCUUUAAAUAUUUUUAUAUGUAUUCUAUUUACUCCUGACUGUAAAAAACAAGCCAACAUUAACCUAUAUAAAGGCCCAGUAAUGCCAAAUACAAAAUACAUUGAUAUGCCAGAAAGCCACCAGAAUCCAAAAAAUAUUGUGAUACAGAUUAACGCCGUGGAAUCCGGGUACAGUUCAGACAUCGAAAAGGAACCAGGUGCUGUUAUUACAAAUUGAUUCUCUGAUCAAUUAUGCACCGGCCAGUUGGUUUUCCAGCUGACUGACGGCCGUGGAUUGACACACAUCUUGAAUGUCAUUUCUUGGUUCACAAUAUCAGUUUGAUGUUUAUUCAGAUUGAGUUGACAAGGUACUUUGUUUUGGUUCAAAAACAGAUCCACUGAAAUAAAUGUUCAGAACUCUUAACUGUUUAUUGCAUUUGGCCUUUUGUUACCCUGUUUUCACAUAAAAUGAUGGUAUCUCAUUUAAAUCAUCGUCAAUGUUUUUUUUCAUACAGUGUAAUGUAGGAUUAUUGUUGCUUCCUUCAAGUGUAUUUGCUGCAGAAUGUAUUCCUGUUGCAUGGUACAGAAUCAGGUUAAUAAAGGUGGCACCACAAUUGUCAGUUAAAUAAUACCAAUAAUGCAUCCAAAGCCUCAGUGGUGAAUAAUCAACUUUAGCUUGCAGUACCUUAACAAAGAUUUAAAAAAACUGAAUAUAUGUGAAGGAAUUUUGGGGUCAGUUUGCUUUGUGGAUUCGCUUAGUGUAUUUUUACUUUCUUUCAAAUAAUUACAUUUAUUUUGCAUGAAGAGGUUGUCAUAUACAGUACAAAUCAAUAACUGAGAACGAACGCCACGUCCAUAAGACAUAUUACUAUGUAUGGUUCAGCUUGAUUGCAUCAGAAGAAAAAGGACCUAAAAAUGUGCAGUACAUACAAUAUAUUGGUGCCUUGCUUUUGUGGUACAUAUUCAUCUCCAUAUCUACAAUUUCCAGGAAAGUGCAGUAUGUUCCUUUAAACAGAAAUAGUUGUUGCACUGCCUUUAUUUUGUAGAUGUUCUGAUUUAAGGAAAUUUCACUUUUUUUGUUAUUCCAAGAUAAUUUUGCUACAGGGCAUAAAACACGUCAACAUUCUGUCUCGUUUCUUUUAAUUUAUUUAAAUUAUGUGCACAGAUUUACACACUUGUAAUAACCUCAGUUGGAUUCAUGAAGCCUGUAAUUAAAUGGAAAUACAAGUGAACUUUUAUUCUUAUUCAUCAAUAAAGGAAAUUCUAUGA
Molecule: messenger RNA, 5854 nt
Organism: Gasterosteus aculeatus aculeatus (three-spined stickleback)
Lineage: Eukaryota; Metazoa; Chordata; Actinopteri; Perciformes; Gasterosteidae
Gene: kcnq5b
Product: potassium voltage-gated channel, KQT-like subfamily, member 5b
Biological process (GO): potassium ion transmembrane transport
Cellular component (GO): membrane; voltage-gated potassium channel complex
Molecular function (GO): voltage-gated potassium channel activity
Source: RefSeq, a predicted model, not a curated record